Camellia sinensis is the source of this 441-nucleotide messenger RNA. The record is from RefSeq and is a predicted model, not a curated record. NCBI's taxonomy places the organism in Eukaryota, Viridiplantae, Streptophyta, Magnoliopsida, Ericales, Theaceae.
AUGGAGCACUCACAAUCGCCAUCCACACCUUCGAGACAUUUGCGUAAGCGUGGUGGUAAACAGUCUCAACCACAGUCCAGACUAGCUCACAAAGCAAAUUGGGACUCCGACACGGUGCGCAUGUUCUUGCAACUUGUUAUCAAAGAGUCGGACUCAGGUUUUAAGGGUAGCUUCCAUACAAUGACAAUGCACAGAUACAGGGCUAUCGCCAAGGCCUUCGAGGAGCGUACACAUAAGGUCCAUGAGGUGAAGCAACUGCAAAACAAGUACGCGUCACUGAAAAAGGAUUGGCAGUCGUGGUCACGUCUGAUGGACAGCAGGCAUGGGCCAACCGACAUAAGUUACAAUGAAGCAACUGGUUUGAUACAAGCAUCCGACGACUGGUGGGCCCAUUAUGAAAAAGUAACAAUUUCAUAUUCUUCUUUGCAACAUCCAACGUGA